Thalassophryne amazonica is the source of this 1142-nucleotide messenger RNA. RefSeq names its product synaptoporin-like. The transcript is spliced from 4 exons. The record is from RefSeq and is a predicted model, not a curated record. Gene Ontology annotation, cellular component: synaptic vesicle; synaptic vesicle membrane. Lineage: Eukaryota; Metazoa; Chordata; Actinopteri; Batrachoidiformes; Batrachoididae. Bases 237 to 1061 code for a protein of 274 amino acids.
UUGUAGAGUCAGCUUUUAUAUGCCUGUUUUUCCAUAAAUAUUUUGAGAUGUAUAUCUUCAGAAAUGUAUGAAUAUAUCUGCAUUUUUCCAAUCUUUAUCAGUAGUUAUUUCAGUCACUGUGGCAAUGAGCUAAUAUUCAGGAGUGAUCCCUACUACGUUAGAGUCAUGAUGUUCUCUAUAAGGUCUCAUAAUGUCCUUCAACAGUCACAGGUGUCCUCUCAGCAAAAGCAUAUAGUAUGCAAUGUGAUGAUAACAUGCUCAUAUGGUGUUUUGUGUUUUCAAUCACUUUGCAGCUCUUUGCCAUUUUUGCAUUUGCAACAUGUGGAGCCUACACUGGACAGCUGAGGGUCAGCGUGGACUGCAUGGAAAAGGCCAGCAGCAAUCUCAGUAUCAGCAUCGACUUUGCCUAUCCUUUCAGGUUGCACCAGGUUUCCUUUGAGGCUCCUCUGUGUGAGGGCAUGAGGAGAGAACGCCUUUUCCUCACUGGAGACUACUCAUCUUCUGCAGAGUUCUUUGUCAUUAUAGCUGUCUUUGCUUUCCUCUUUUCUCUCAUGGCCACUAUUGUCUACAUCUUCUUUCAAAAGAAGUAUCAUGAAAACAGCCGAGGUCCGCUCAUUGACUUUGUGGUGACAGUCAUAUUCUCCUUCAUGUGGCUGGUCAGUUCUUCUGCAUGGGCUAAAGCACUGUCUGAUGUCAAAAUAGCCACUGAUCCAGACGAGGUACAGCUCCUCAUCUCUGCCUGCAAAGAUCAGACCAAUAAAUGUGGUUCUGUGCUUGGGCCGCGCUGGUCUGGACUCAACACCUCAGUGGUUUUUGGGUUUCUUAACUUUGUUUUAUGGGCUGGAAACAUCUGGUUUGUCUUUAAGGAGACAGGUUGGCACAGAGGUGGUUCAAGGUACGCAGGCAGGGCAUCUGGGAAACAAGGUGGCACAUUUACCCAGCAGCCCUACAACCAGAGCAGCUUUGAGCAGUCAGGAAACUACAACACACAGGGGAACCUCGAUCAGCUGUCUGAGUAUAGGCAGGUGGGAGGACCAACGUCUUACUCCAAUCAGAUGUAGUUUUUUGGACGCCAUCCGUAAAUGGCGAUAUAAGUGAGGGGUUGUAAAAGUAACUGCUUAAUUUGUCAUAAAUGUGUGUGU